Onychostoma macrolepis is the source of this 949-nucleotide messenger RNA. RefSeq names its product ribonuclease P/MRP 38 subunit (gene rpp38). Gene Ontology annotation, biological process: tRNA 5'-leader removal. Bases 128 to 949 code for a protein of 273 amino acids. The transcript has 2 exons. Gene Ontology annotation, molecular function: ribonuclease P activity; ribonuclease P RNA binding. The record is from RefSeq and is a predicted model, not a curated record. Gene Ontology annotation, cellular component: ribonuclease MRP complex; fibrillar center; nucleolar ribonuclease P complex. Lineage: Eukaryota; Metazoa; Chordata; Actinopteri; Cypriniformes; Cyprinidae.
UAUACGAUUUAUUGUGUGACCACCAGAAGAAGACCUUCAAAAACAACAUGUCUGCGCACAUGCUUUGAAAAUUAAACCUUUAUAACGGGUGAGUUCAGGCUAUUUUAUAAGCAUUUUUCCAGAAAAAAUGUCUACCCCAGCGAAAGGAGCAACGAAGAAAGAAAAAAAGAAGCCCAUACCAGUGAAAACUUCACUGAACAGUCCAUACAGCAUUCACUGGAGUCCACUGGAAAGAGAACACAAGCAUUUUAUACUGAACACACUUAAAGUCAAACUAGCCGCCGUUGGGCUUCAGAAACAACGAGUCAAUAGGUUUCGCGAGUGGGGAAGCAGAAGAAGGUCGAGAAAAAAGGCAUCAAAACCCACUGAGGAACAAAAGCCAGCUCUCGAACCCGCAGAGAGCGUACAGACUCCCUCAAAGCCCACCAAACCGUGUUGGAGCAACCCGGCCGUGAGGAACCAGCUGGCCAUCGGCAUCAACGAGGUCACCAAAGGCCUGGAGAGGAAUGAACUGAGCUUGGUGCUCGUGUGUAAUUCGGUAAAGCCAGCACACAUGACAUGCCAUUUAAUCCCGCUGAGUAAAACCAGGUCGGUGCCCGCCUGCCAAGUUCCCAGUCUGAGCGACACUCUCGCGGGGCUGCUGGGUCUCAAGUGCGUCCUGGCGCUGGGAUUCAGAAGCGGCACCGAGGAGUUCGAGGAUGUGGUCCGCGCGAUCACACCCGUGGUUCCGCCGCUCAGCGUGGCUUGGAUCCCGACGAAUUCCACAGAGGAAAAGCAGAGCGAUAGAGUAAAGGGUAAGAAGAGGAAACUAGAAGAAAUGUCGGAUGAAGCCAGUGACGCUUCUGCUUUAAUCCUCCAGCCUCUAAAAGUGAAGAAAAUCAUCCCAAAUCCUACGAAGAUCAGAAAACCCAAGAAGAAAGGAAAGAAAAAGUACUUAUCAAGUGUUUAA